AUGCAAGUCCUCCUCGGGUUCCGCCUUGUGCUUGGAUUCUCCCCUCAAGUUGUCGAUCGAAGUUUUCGACAAGCCCGCUUGCAAGCCUUUCUUGUCAUUCCACAGGAUUCUUCGAAUCAAGAACCUGAUGAUAUGCCCAUGAUAUCCGAGCACUUCCACCCAGUUCUCUCUCUCCAUGACGAACAUUUUGAGUCCGUUACCGACGAAUUUCUCGGCGAUGGCAGUGGUGGUGGAUUUUGGAAGGAAGAUAAAAUAUGCCCGGAGCUGUGCGGCGAUCCAGAGGCUGCACUCGCCAACCGUGUAGUCGUAUUGAGGAAUUGUUCUGCGAGUCAUCGUGGGGGUCCAGUUGGGAUCCUUUUUCGGAUUGUCUCGCUCGCAGCUAUUGACGACUGUAGCGUUCUUGUGUUUCAUUCAGCUGCAUACAUUCGCGAAGCAAUUGACAAAGCGGAUUUAGCAAUUGGUUAUGAAGUUGCCUUUAUGACUAGUAUAGAUGCUCCCGAAAGUAAUGAUAAAGCCAAUCCUUGUUGGAUAAAAGCCUUGCCCAGGACCCUUAAAUUCAUCGAGCUGAGGGAAGGAAGCUGA
Messenger RNA from Sclerotinia borealis F-4128, 582 nucleotides. Lineage: Eukaryota; Fungi; Ascomycota; Leotiomycetes; Helotiales; Sclerotiniaceae. The record is from the annotation of a GenBank genome assembly.